AAAGGUUGUGCAACGAUGAUAAUCUUAUGGCUAGUGAUUGGGAUCAGUGCUCUGGUGCACUGGCUUUUUAAAAUCAACAAGGAUUACCACAUUCUAGCCUUCUUCUCCAGAAGAGUUACUGCGAAAGAUGGCAAGCUUGUGGAAAGCAUCGCACCCACGCCCAAGGGUAGAACCAUAUUCGCCAAUACCUUCGACUUGUACGGCAGAGAUCACGCUGGUGUUUUUGAUCACUCCCGUGAACGUGCAAAACAAAUGGGUACCAGCUACAUUGAAUAUGCAAUGGGAACGGCCAUUUACAAUGUAAUUGAUGCCGAUAGCGCGGAAAAUGUACUGAAUCAUCCCAAUCUGAUAACCAAGGGACUUGUCUACAAGUUCCUGCAUCCAUUUCUUAGGACUGGGUUAUUGACAUCGACUGGGAAAAAAUGGCAUGCCCGUAGGAAGACGCUUACUCCUACGUUCCACUUUAAUAUUUUAAAUCAAUUCCAGGAGAUCUUCAAAACGGAAAGUUUUAAGUUUCUCCAACAAUUCGAGGGUCAAGAUGACAUAACCAUAACAUUACACGAUGUCAUUCCAAGAUUUACUCUGAACAGUAUUUGUGAGACCGCCAUGGGCGUAAAGCUGGAUGAGAUGGCCGAGAAGGGCGAUCGCUACCGGGAAAACUUCAGUCAGAUUGAAGAAUGUUUCAUUCGCCGUUUAAGUAACCCACUUCUGUGGGGCGAUACUGUCUUUAACUUGUUUGCAGCCAAAGAUUACGCCGCUGCCCUCGAUGUGGUGCACAGUUUUUCCAGUGAGAUUAUAGCUAAGAGGAGAGUUUUGCUGAAGGAUGAGUUAGACAACAGAAGCGCCAACCAGUCCGCCGAUGAUGAAAUAUUCAACACCAAGAAGCGUUUUGCCAUGCUGGAUACUUUAAUUCAUGCCGAGAAAGAUGGCCUUAUCGACCACAUUGGUAUUUGUGAGGAAGUGGACACUCUCAUGUUCGAGGGUUAUGAUACCACCUCAAUUGGUCUAAUCUUUGGUUUGAUGAAUAUGUCUUUGAAUGCUGACAAACAAGAACUGUGCUUUAAGGAAAUCCAAGAGCACAUUGAUGAUGACCUAUCCAACUUGGAUGUAAGUCAAUUGAACAAGCUCAAGUACCUGGAGUACUUUAUGAAGGAAACCAUGCGACUGUUUCCCUCAGUUCCCAUUAUGGGUCGUGAAGCAGUUCAGGAAACGGAACUGGCCAAUGGUCUCAUCUUGCCAAAGGGUUCUCAGAUAACCAUUCAUGUUUUUGACAUCCACCGUAACACCAAGUACUGGGAUUCCCCUGAAGAGUUCCGUCCGGAGAGAUUCCUACCCGAAAAUGUACAAAACCGUCACACCUACGCCUAUGUUCCAUUCAGUGCUGGUCAAAGAAAUUGCAUUGGUCAAAAGUAUGCCAUGCAGGAGAUGAAAACCCUAAUGGUGGCUCUUCUCAAGCAAUUCAAGAUUUUGCCAGCUAUCGAUCCCAAAAAGAUCAUUUUCCACACGGGAAUAACUCUGCGAACUCAAAACAAGAUCAGAGUAAAGCUUGUGCGAAGGAAAUAAAGUUAGCUAUUUAAGAAGUUUAUAUAUCUAAUAGAUAUAUACUACCAUGUUUUGUAUAUAAUGACAAAAAAUUAAACAAUAAAAAUCAUUAAAUUCGAA
Messenger RNA from Drosophila eugracilis, 1662 nucleotides. RefSeq names its product cytochrome P450 4p1 (gene Cyp4p1). Lineage: Eukaryota; Metazoa; Arthropoda; Insecta; Diptera; Drosophilidae. Gene Ontology annotation, molecular function: heme binding; iron ion binding; monooxygenase activity. The coding region runs from base 16 to 1563 and encodes 515 amino acids. The transcript has 8 exons. The record is from RefSeq and is a predicted model, not a curated record.